AUGAAGAUUAUUGUUCUCAUCGCCCGCAUCAUCCAGGCGAUUUUCGCCUUGUUGACCCUGGGAUUCGCCAUCGCUGUCGUCAACUGGUUCAACAUGAAGUCCGGCAAGGCGUCCCCCGGAGCUUUCAACGUGCUCGUAGCCGUCCCACUUGUCGCUCUUCUCGCGCUCUUCUAUUUGGAGGUUGUCCCGCGCAUUGCCCCUAGCGCAUCUCACCCGAUUCCCUCUCUCGUCUGCGAGGCCAUUCCCAUUAUCCUCUACCUCGCCGGAUGUGGUGUGGCCGCCCAUUUCGUCAUGCGCCUCGACACCUGCCUCGGUAUCAUCUGCACCUGCGCCAAGAUGGCCCCUGUCUUCGCUGGUCUCUCCGUGCCUCUCUGGAUUUUUACGACUAUUCUCAUGGUCAAGCAGAUCUUCACGCAUGGUUUCCGCAGACCAUCCGCGAGCAGGCCCGCCAUGUCCCAGGCGUAA
This is a messenger RNA of Scedosporium apiospermum, 465 nucleotides long. RefSeq lists its product as uncharacterized. Gene Ontology annotation, cellular component: membrane. Lineage: Eukaryota; Fungi; Ascomycota; Sordariomycetes; Microascales; Microascaceae. Bases 1 to 465 code for a protein of 154 amino acids. The transcript has 3 exons. The record is from RefSeq and is a predicted model, not a curated record.